Molecule: messenger RNA, 1584 nt
Organism: Sungouiella intermedia
Lineage: Eukaryota; Fungi; Ascomycota; Pichiomycetes; Serinales; Metschnikowiaceae
Source: the annotation of a GenBank genome assembly
AUGUCCUACGACGAUAUUGAAAACGCUACUCCUGACAUUGUCAUCGGGUCUACUAUCCCAGACCUGGAGGAGGUAAUCUACGAACACGACAUCGACUCCGGUGCCGAGGAGGAGGCGGAGCCAGCACCAGAGAAAGAGAAAAAGUCCGUGGCGUUUGCUGGAUUAGAAGAUGAAUACGAUGAGGAAGAGGCCCGCAGAGAAUUUGAAGAAGGUGGUGGACUUCCUGAACAGCCUGAGAACCCAGAUUUCUCCAGCUUGACCCCACUCAGCCCUGAAAUCAUCAACAGACAAGCAACAAUCAACAUCGGAACCAUUGGACAUGUGGCUCACGGUAAAUCCACCGUUGUCAGAGCCAUUUCCGGAGUACAGACCGUCCGUUUCAAGGAUGAGUUGGAAAGAAACAUUACCAUUAAGUUGGGUUACGCCAACGCCAAGAUCUACAAAUGUGAUAACGAAGAGUGUGAAGCUCCAGGAUGUUACAGAUCGUUCAAAUCCGACAAGGAGAUCCACCCUAAAUGUCAGCAACCAGACUGUAACGGCCGUUACAACUUGGUUCGUCAUGUGUCGUUCGUCGACUGUCCAGGUCACGAUAUUUUGAUGAGUACCAUGUUGUCCGGAGCAGCCGUUAUGGAUGCUGCUCUUUUGCUUGUGGCUGGUAACGAAUCUUGUCCGCAACCCCAGACCUCGGAGCACUUGGCUGCUAUCGAAAUCAUGAAGUUGAACCACGUCAUCAUCUUGCAGAACAAGGUGGAUUUGAUGCGUGAAGAGUCAGCCUUGGAGCACCAGAAGUCCAUCUUGAACUUCAUCAGAGGUACUAUCGCUGAUGGGGCACCAAUAGUUCCGAUCUCUGCCCAGUUGAAAUAUAACAUUGAUGCCGUCAAUGAAAUCAUCUGCGACUACAUUCCUGUUCCUCCAAGAGACUUUUUGGCAUCUCCCCGUUUGAUUGUCAUUAGAUCUUUCGACGUCAACAAGCCAGGUGCAGAGAUCGACGACUUGAAGGGAGGUGUUGCAGGUGGCUCUAUUUUGACUGGUGUUUUCAAGAUCGGUGAUGAGAUCGAGAUCAGACCAGGUAUUGUUACUAAAGAUGACAACGGAAAAAUCCAGUGUAAGCCUAUUUUCUCCAAUAUUGUUUCCUUGUUUGCUGAGCACAAUGACUUGAAGUUUGCAGUUCCUGGUGGUUUGAUUGGUGUGGGUACUAAGGUUGACCCAACCUUGUGCAGAGCCGACAGAUUGGUUGGUCAGGUUGUUGGUGCAAAGGGUCACUUGCCUUCCAUCUACACAGACAUCGAGAUCAACUACUUCUUGUUGAGAAGAUUGUUAGGUGUCAAGACUGAGGGCCAGAAGCAGGGUGCUAAGGUCCGUAACUUGGAGGCCGGUGAGGUUUUGAUGGUCAACAUCGGUUCUACAGCCACUGGUGCUCGUGUGGUUGCCGUGAAGGCUGAUAUGGCCCGUUUGCAAUUGACUUCUCCAGCAUGUACUGAGGUUAACGAGAAGAUUGCCUUGUCGAGAAGAAUUGAGAAGCAUUGGCGUUUGAUUGGUUGGGCCACCAUCAAGAAGGGUACUACGUUGGACCCUGUGGCAUAA